AUGGACGAAUACAAACUCAUGAUCGAAGAGAAGAAGAGGCUCAUGAGGGAAAAUAAUGAGCUUCAUCAAAUGAUGAUUAAACGAGAAGAAACUUACAGGAAUCAAUCUCAACAGCUUAUGGAACAAAUACGAAACCUUCAACAACAAAAUCAAAACAUUUUGUUCGCAAAACAACAAGUGGAGGCUCGGAAUAUGGAAAUUGAACAAACGUGUGAUGAUUUGAAGGAACGAUUGGAGAAUUAUUUAGCUAAAACCAAUGUAUGGUAUUCUCAUUCGGGAACAUCAAACAAGGAGACAGACUCAGCAUAUCGACGUGAAAGAAUAGAAAGCAAAUUCUCAGAAUAUUUGAGACAAGUGGAGAUGCCUCAAUUCCAAACUAAUGGAGUAAAAGCUCAAAUGUUGGAUCUUAUGAAGAUUACCGAGACACAGAACGAGCAGUUGCGAAAGGAAAACGAAAAACUAAACCUUGCUUUACAACAAAUACAAGAAACAAAAGUAAAUCAACUAACUCAAGAAAAUGAUAGAUUAAUGAGAGAAAUAGACCGAUUAACAAAACUAGUGAACGAACGAGGUGGAAGGUCUGUCGAAGUCAUCAAAUCAGAGAGAGAAUACGAAUCGGGAAUGAAUACAAUCGAAAACUUAACGGAGCAAAUUGAAUUUUUGAGGUCACAAUUAGAGACAGCCCACGACAUUCGGAUGGAAAAUGAAAAGGUCAUGAAACUUGAAAAAGAGAAUAAGGAUUUGCGAAAUCAAAUUAAUCAACUCACGUCAGAGCGAAACACAUUGCUUCAAGAUCUAGGUGAAACUAAGAGAAGCUUUGUGGAUAUUAGCAAACACACGAGACAGCACGAUGAAGCAGUCCAAUCAUUAAAAGACCAGCUCACCCAAGCUCAACAAACCAUUGCACAAAAGGAAGGAGACAUUUCCAAAUUGAAAAUAUUGGCCAAGAAUCUUAGCAACACUAUCGACUCUUUGCAACAAGAGAUUCAAAAACUCAAUACAAGAACUAAUGAGGCCACUUCUUUGGAGCAAGAGCAACGACUAAAAAUUUCAAGCCUCGAAAAGACGAUAUCGCAACAUGAAGAGCAUAUUGGAAAGCUUCGAAACAUUAUCAAAGACAUGGAUGCUAACAAAGACUCUCUAAGUAUGGAACUCGACGAAAAGGAUGAGCAAAUUUCGUCGCUCCAAAAGAAAUUAUCUGAAAUCACUAACGAGCUUGCAGAAUUCAAAGCCAAAUCUAAUCAACUAGAUCUAACUGUUCAACAACAAUUACAACAACUCAAAGAGAAGGAAAGAGCUGUAAAUAACAUGAAGGAACAAGCAGAAAUCCUUCAGAAAGAAUAUAACAGGAUCAAAACAGAUUUUGAAUUUAAAUCGAAAGAGAUUGUCCAUGCAGGAGAAGAUAUCAAGCAAAUAACUGGAGAGAACCAAUACCUUCACGAGCAAUUAAAUAAGGUCGUCGAGGAACGAGACAAAUUACGAUUGAAACUAGAGGAGGUGACCUCAGAAUUUGUAAAUAUGGAACAUCGAUUGAAAGCAAAAGAUCACGAGCUUGAAGAUAUUUUAUUCAAUUACAAAUCUCUCAAUAAGGAGCAUUUAAUGAUGAAAGACAAGUUCGAAGAAUUAUCUCGAGAGUUGGGUGAUGCUAGAACGAAAUUAGACCUUAAAAACAAUGAAAUGGUCCAUUUGUCAAAUAGGUCCAAAAAACUAGAUGAUGAAAAUCAAAAAUUCCUGAUCCAAUUGAAAAAUGCACAACAACAAAUCGAUCAACUCUCUUCCCAACUUCAUGCCAAAACUGUUUCUCUUGUAGAGCUUGAUCGAGAGAAGGAAAUGUUGCUAAAAAAACUCUCUACUGCUCAACAUGUGACCAUUGACUUGCAAGAUUUAAACACAACCAUGAGAAGACAAGUUGGAGUGUUGCAGACCGAGAAUGAACACUACAAGAAGCAACUCUCAGAACUUCAACUCACAAAGGAACAAUUAGCCAAAGCUCUCUCUAACGAACAAGUGAAACGAACUCAAAAUGCGGAAACAGAGAAACGGAUCAUGGAAAUGGAUCACGAAAUACAUCUUCUAAGGAAACGUUUGGAAGAAAAAAGAACAGCUUCUACUUCAUGA
Molecule: messenger RNA, 2118 nt
Organism: Naegleria fowleri
Lineage: Eukaryota; Heterolobosea; Eutetramitea; Acrasida; Naegleriidae
Exons: 1
Coding region: 1-2118 (705 amino acids)
Source: RefSeq, a predicted model, not a curated record